Molecule: messenger RNA, 459 nt
Organism: Postia placenta MAD-698-R-SB12
Lineage: Eukaryota; Fungi; Basidiomycota; Agaricomycetes; Polyporales; Adustoporiaceae
Exons: 2
Source: RefSeq, a predicted model, not a curated record
UUGAGUGAGGCGCAGUUACUCUCUAUCUGUCAGGCGCCACCAGAUGAUCCCUCUCGCGAGCAUGGGCUGACGUUGCGAGAUCUACUCUCGCCGGAUAGGGCACCAAACACCGCGCAGACCCCCGCUACCAAGGCCAUGAAACGCGCGAGCUCGAUUAGCAUCCUCAGCGGCCUCGGCGUGCAAAUCCCUGACAAGACACUCGAGUCCUCGGAAGUGUCGCCCAGCCAGAGCCCAACAAAAUCCACCGCAAAUGGCAAGCGACCCUCAAAGCUGCGCAACUUCUUCGGUCAGCGGCCUCCGAGCGAACUCAUCACGACGCAUCUUGCGGAGUACUUCCCGUUCACCGAGAAGAAGGUGCUUGAGAGGACCCGGAGACAGAGCAUGAUGCGGGCUGGUGGUCCUGGCAAGCGGGAUAGCGUCGCUUCGUGGAACGCGCCUGCGCCAUCGCGGUUCAGCGUG